Messenger RNA from Fraxinus pennsylvanica, 642 nucleotides. NCBI's taxonomy places the organism in Eukaryota, Viridiplantae, Streptophyta, Magnoliopsida, Lamiales, Oleaceae. The record is from the annotation of a GenBank genome assembly.
AUGGAAUCGGAAGAAGUAAAAAUAGAGAUGAUUCAACGAGCUAUAAAGCAAUUAAUGGAAUUGGAGGAUGAAAAAUUUAACCCCAAUAGAUCUUCUCUCCUCGAAAGCUAUGCGGCGGACAGCGAAGAUGAUAAAAAUACUGGUGGACGCCGCCAGCUACUCUCCAAAUUGCUUUCUCAGUUAGAGUCAUUGGACGGCAUCCCUCAACAAUCUGGAGAGUCGGCUGAUGAAGAGAAUUCUCCCAAAAAUAGUGGAAAGAGUGAGAUGGCAGAAGCAGUGGGAAGUAGAGCUUCUGGGAUCACAAAUGAGGACAUAACCAAAGAGCUUAAGGAGGUGAAGAAGCAGAAUUUUGUCACCCACUGCCUUCUAUCAGCAUUGAUUGUUUUAACCGUUGCAUGGCAACUAUCUGAAGUCUCUCUUAUUUUGAAAAUUAAAGAUGGUUUGCGCAACCCUUUGGGAUCCAUUAGCGGUAUAAUCACCGGGAUGUUUAGAGGCCGCCCAAAUGGUAUCGCUCUAGAGGCGGCUAAGCACGUGUCUGCAAAGCAAAUGGAAAUACCCGAACCUACUUCCCUUCCUGGUCCUAGAAUUCCUGGGUUUCCCAUCGAGGACUUUCUAGGUUGGGAUUCCAGUGAUGAUGACUAG